Messenger RNA from Neodiprion virginianus, 1414 nucleotides. It is a transcript of the gene Mrm2, whose product is annotated as rRNA methyltransferase 2, mitochondrial. Gene Ontology annotation, molecular function: rRNA (uridine-2'-O-ribose)-methyltransferase activity. The coding region runs from base 316 to 1062 and encodes 248 amino acids. Gene Ontology annotation, cellular component: mitochondrion. The record is from RefSeq and is a predicted model, not a curated record. The transcript has a single exon. Gene Ontology annotation, biological process: RNA methylation. NCBI's taxonomy places the organism in Eukaryota, Metazoa, Arthropoda, Insecta, Hymenoptera, Diprionidae.
UUGAGAUGGCGCCACAGGGAUAUACAUACGAAUUGUUAGGAAUAUAAAUGAUACGACGUAACGUGUUACCGGCAAGAUAUUCGCUUCAAGUGAACCAAAGACUGAGAAAGAACAGUGGGACUGCUCUUCGAGCUAGGCCGUUUUCUUGGAAUCCUUUACAUCUACGUCGUAACUACUGUUGUUCAAUUAUUCGACGCUAUGUCGUUGGAAGGGACAUAACCUGCAAUCCCAGUGCGCGAAGUCUAACCUAACCUAACUUAACCUAACCUAAUCAUCCCAAGGCUCCAGUUUGCAACUGUGACCUUGAGAUAAAACAUGGCGACAGCCUGCGCGCGAUUAUCGAUGAUCGCCAGGCGCGUAUGCACGAGCGGAGUAACCCGGCGUGAAAUGCCGAAUAAUUUGAAGGGUCGUAAAACGAGUUCGCAGUUAUGGCUACGCAGACAAUUGGCCGAUCCUUACGUCGAGAAAGCAAAAAUUGAGAAGUACAGAUGUAGAAGCGCGUUCAAGCUUCUCGAGAUGAACGAAAGAUGCGGUAUACUUUCGCCGGGAAUGACGGUUGUCGAUUGUGGUGCUGCGCCCGGAAGUUGGACUCAAGUGGCGGUCUAUUUGACUAACGCCGAGGGCAAACAAGACGACAAACCGGUUGGUAAGGUAGUCGCUAUAGACAAAUUGCAAAUAUACCCUAUCGACGGAGCCUUCGUUAUCGGGAACAUGGACUUCACGACGCUUCAGGCGCAGGAAAAGAUAAGGAAACAUCUCGCCGGCAGUUCCGUCGACGUUGUAAUGUCGGACAUGGCGCCAAACGCGACCGGCGUCAAGGAAAUGGACCACCAGAAUAUCGUCGCCCUCGCCUACGUCGCGCUCAGAUUUGCCCUCGUCGUAUCGAAGCCCGAGGCCUCGUUUAUAGUCAAACUUUGGGACGGCGGUGCGGCCAAGAACGUCGAGGACGAUAUCAGAAAAUUUUACAAAACCGUCAAGGUUCUCAGGCCGGGUGCUACAAGGACGGAAUCUUCCGAGAAGUUUCUUCUUGCCAGGGGAUUCAAGGGUCUCAAAGUCGGUUGAUAACGGUCCAAAUGCAAAAAUUUUUUGUCAUUAGGAUUUGACGAGGAGAUGACAGGUCGAUUAGCGAACACUUUAGUCCUCGGAAUAUCUGAAUUCUGUUUUUAUCAUAGUACAGUCUUCUCUCAUUCGUUGAUUAGGAUCAAAUUUAUCGAAGGGCACCAAUCAUUAAAGAGCUUAUAGACGAUGUCAAUUUAUCGCGGAAAAAUCAAAGCCUACGAAGCUUCCACAGAGUCGUCAACGUUUUCCUGUUUUGAUAAACCAAUUCGGGACUGCCCAAUCAUUUAAACAUAACGUCGACUUACUUUUCGAUAAAUACAAUGUUCUAUUUGUUGGGUUUUUUUUUUUCUCUGGG